Messenger RNA from Uranotaenia lowii, 7517 nucleotides. RefSeq names its product partitioning defective 3 homolog. The record is from RefSeq and is a predicted model, not a curated record. The coding region runs from base 1187 to 6364 and encodes 1725 amino acids. Gene Ontology annotation, biological process: cell adhesion; establishment of cell polarity; establishment of centrosome localization. Lineage: Eukaryota; Metazoa; Arthropoda; Insecta; Diptera; Culicidae. Gene Ontology annotation, cellular component: apical junction complex; adherens junction; cell cortex. The transcript has 9 exons. Gene Ontology annotation, molecular function: phosphatidylinositol binding; protein binding.
CAGAAAAGCAACAGUCCGAUUAGUCCGUUUUGUGUGCUCGUCCUCGUUAGGUGUGCGGUUUAAACAGGCGGGUAGGUCCGUGUGUGUGCGCCACGUAAAUUUUAAACGGCUUUUUCCAGUGAGUAGCAGCAGAAAAAAAUACAGAUUGUUAAACACCGGUCGAACGCGCGUCGGUUCAAAUCGAUCGAAUGUGGUGAAACAAACGUGAUUGUUGUUACAACAGCGUGACUCAUCGUGAAUUCUUACCGGGGGGAAGUUUUUAAACGGGGCUGAAAUUAAAACGUGAAUCCUACCAGUGCAAAGUGGUCGCCAGAAAACGUGUGGAAAAAAGAAGCUGAUUGAUCAGUUUUGUGCGAGCCGAGUACCCCGAAUCGAGGAGUUCGAUCGAAGAAGGCAGGUGGUUGGAAUUCAUUCCUGGGGUCAUCUCUCCCGUUCUAACCGAAUAAUUGGUUCUGGUCCUGCCGGUUGGCUAGAAAGGGAAAGCCUGCAAGUCUGGGAUUGCUUGGGUGUGUGAGUGUUUUGCUGCACUCGCUCCGAUCCCGAAUUAUGGUGAUGAUGAUGAUGAUCAAUGAUGAUGGCUUACCUGGUGAUGAUGAUUAAGGUUCAAUAGUUGGUCAUCGGGAGUCAGGUUUUUUUGGGGAUGUAAAUGUAGCUGAAUUGUUACACGCGUUGUAAUUGAACAACAUCGUGGGGCCAUCAUCGGUUGUUUGAUUGCUGAUUACUCAACACAGCUCCAAACAAAGCCAUAGCGAAAACGAUAGAGUAAAAUAAUUCGAUUAGCAACAAUGAUGGUGGAGUAACGAAACAAACAAGGGGUAAUUUUGCUUCCCCCCAAAGGAAAGUGUGCGCGCAAAACAGAGAAAGAAUCAAAACAUUGGCUUCGAACCAACAACCCCCCUUAUUUGGUCGCCGGUUGCUAUGUCAACGGGUUCAUAACAUUCGCCAAACGAUUUUGGAGCAACAACGAAAAAAAAAAGUUCGUCUAAGCAGGUGGUAAUUUUUCAACCAAAUAUCGAUUGUACCCGGGCGAAGAAAAUUCCAGCAAUGUGUGUCCCCAUAAGGGCUAGGGAUAGGGAAAUCCUGCUUGGGUAAGGUUUACUGGAAUAACACAAUUUUGAAGUUGCUGGGGAGUGUUUUGUGGGAUAGAAGAAGUUGAAGUUGAAAGUGUGUUACGAUACGAAACAGUAUGAAGGUCACAGUUUGCUUUGGAUCGACCCGAUUUGUGGUCCCCUGUCCACCGGGAACCACCGUGAGGAAGCUGGAGCAGGAGGCCAUUAUCCGGUACAAGAGAAAGAAUCCCGAAUCAUGGGUGGUGGUGCAUCAUCUACAGUCACAGUCCGGCAUACUGGAUCCGGAUGAUCACAUCAGCGAUGUGGCGGACGAUCGGGAGGAAAUCCUCGCCAGCUACGAGGAUUGCCCAGGUGGUCCGGAUCCGGGCGUUCCACAGGGUGGAGGAGAUGGUGCUAGCGGAAGUUCGGUGGGAACCGGAAGUCCGGACAUUUUCCGGACGGAUUCCGGCAAAUUUGGCCCCGAAACAUCUACCCCUCACAUUGAGGUCACAUCCACUGCCGAACCACCGAUGGGACUGGGUCUGCAGGUGCGCCGAGGAUCGGAACCAUCCCUACAUCAGAUAGGCGUCACAGAUCAACGAAGCCCGCUAUACAACGUUAGCCCGAACAGCCACCAGGACACCAAGCGGUGGUCGGCGGCACCGGUUUGCCGGAGCGAUUCGGAACCCCCGGAACGGCUUCUUUCGCCCCCGAAUGGGGUCAGCUACAUGUCCCCGGAGUGGAACGUCCUGCCGGAGGAAGAAUCUCACGACAGUCUGCCGCCGCAGCAGUUCAGUCGCUCCGGACGGCUUUCGAUGCAGUUCCUCGGUGCCGAGGCGGCCGUCAAUGGCUAUCGGUGGAUGGAUGCCGCCGAGCGGGCUUCCGCCAAUACCAGUGGCUUCAAUGGCGCAGGAGGACUUUCGACCAGUGCCAACUCGAGCUUCAACUCGAAAUCGCUACCGAGGGAAUCGACGAGGAAGGAGCCGCUGGGGCAGGCCAAUGCCUCCGUUUACGAAUCGCUGAGGGAGAAGGAUGGUGAAAUGCUGCUGGUGGUUAACGAAAACGGCGGUCCCCUGGGUCUGACGGCGAUUCCAGACCCGGACAUCGGUGGACUGCUGGUGCAGAGCGUGGAACCGGGCAGCCGGGCCGAUCGGGGCCGACUGAGGCGGGGCGACCGGAUCCUGGAGAUCAACAACAUCAAGCUGGUCGGGCUUUCGGAGAGUUCCGUGCAGGAGCAUCUCAGGAAGAGCCUGUCGUCGUCGGAGCUGCGGCUCCGGGUGAUUCGAGCGACGACUGCCCGGAAUAAGCGGGACAACCGGGUGUCGCAGAUGAUCGAGGCCGAGGAGAAGCCGGCGGGGACCAAGGUGGCAACGGUUUCUCCGACCAGGAAGGUUCCGGGAGCACCAUCGGGGAUCAGUAAUCUGCAGGCGGCCAAUACGAGGAAACUGGGCAAGCGGAUCGAGAUUACACUGAAAAAAGGAAUAAAUGGGCUCGGCUUUUCGGUCACUACCAGAGAUAAUCAGGCCGGGGGUCAGUGUCCGAUUUAUAUCAAGAAUAUCCUGUCGAAGGGGGCAGCCGUUGAGGACGGCCGAUUGAAGUCGGGCGAUCGGCUGCUGGAGGUAGACGACGUUCCGAUGACCGGUAAAUCUCAGAGCGAAGUUGUUUCGAUUCUGAGGGCAACGGAAUUUGGAGCCACCGUUAGGAUUGUGGUCUCGCGACAGCACGAGCUAGCGGAUGUUGAGGAGAGGGAAAUUGGUUGUGGAGUGGAAAACGAGCACAAAAACACACCGCCCAAGCCUCCACCACCGGUUCUCCCGAAGUCAGCUCUAAAGCAAACUUCCCGGGCCCGAUCGGAGGAGAUUCUGGACUCCCACGAUGGCACCAACGGUGGUCUCUACUACCAGUCGAAAAAUGUACGGUCGCUAGUAUCCAAAAUGUCCCCCCCAUCCUCUUCUGUGAAUCAGGCCUAUCAGCAUACCAAUGGUGGUCCGCCGCCGGUCCAAAAGAAACCCCUCACGUCGAUCCUCAAAUCGGCAUCGACUAAUCAGGUUUCCGAACUUUUCCAGGAUCAACAGCAGCAACACGUGGGAGGGAAUGCGGCAGGUUUAGGGGGCAGCAAUUCUUCCUCCAGCGGAACGGUUUCCGGUUCGGGUAUUCAGUGGAAGAAUCGCGAGAUCCUAACGCUGCACAUACCGGUACACGAUACCGAGAAAGCUGGUCUGGGGGUUAGUGUGAAGGGCAAAACCGGGUCCGGAAACAGCAGUAGUGGUUCCGCCGGGAGUGGCAGCAAACAUGACGGCGAUCUGGGAAUCUUCGUGAAGAGUGUACUGCAUGGUGGGGCUGCCAGUCGAGAUGGGCGGCUGAAGAUGAACGACCAGCUGCUGAGCGUUAACGGAGUUUCACUUCUGGGACAGUCGAAUGCCGAGGCCAUGGACACGCUGAGGAGAGCUAUGCUGCAGACUAGUGGAACAAGCCAUCCCGGUAAAAUAGUUCUCACCGUAGCUCGAAGAGUCGGUCGACCGAUGAGUACCGGGGAACUCGCGCACGAUCCGGUGGACAAUUCCAACUCCAGCGAACAGUCCGGUGCAACCGUGAUAUAUCUCAGUCCGGAGAAAAACCAGCAGCAGCAACCCGGCAGCGAGAAAUCGUCCCAGCACAAACGGUACAGCAAUCCGGUGCUGGACCGGCUAACCGGGGGAACUGGUGCGGGCGGUUCCUCUCAGUCGCUGCAGUCUCAAUCAAGUGCCAACAAUGGUGGAAGUCCCACCAAUACUUUGAAUGGUCAUCAUAAUUCGGCGUACCAUCACCAGCACCAAAGACCGACACCGAUGCAAGCUGGCGGUGCUCAUCAGCUACGCAACGAGAGCUACUACAUGGCCACGAACGACAACUGGAGCCCGGCCGGCGGAAUCAAUCUCAAUGGGAGCAAUGCGGUGCUGAUCGAGGAAGAUCCGGAACCCACCUCACCCACCUUCAACCUAACCCGACCGAUGGAAGGCGGCGCCCACUCGACGUCAACCCCGAACGGCGACGUCACCUAUGCCAGCCAGCUUUCGCUGGAUACCAAUCCACCCGGGCUAGAUGCCUUCUCCCGGGACGCCAUCGGUCGCCGGUCAAUGUCCGAGAAGCAUCACGCAGCGCUGGACGCCCGAGAAACCGGCACCUAUCAGCGGAACAAAAAACUCCGCGAAGAACGGGAACGGCAACGGAAGGCCGGCAUGUCCGGUGCUGGAUCGGUGGAAUCGCUGACCAGCGGCCAGAUGGGCCGGAUGAAUAGUUUGAAGGCCAAGUCGGAUCUCAAAGCGGAAGCGCUGGAUCGAUUGGGCGAACUGGGACCCUCGUUGGGUAUGAAGAAGUCUUCGAGUUUGGAGUCGCUACAAACCAUGGUGCAGGAAAUUCAGAUGGCCGAUGAACCGCGGGGACCGAAUGCACUGAGGACGCCUAGGGGUCGGGGCCGAGAGGAGAUAUUGAGGGCGGCCGUCGAACGACCACCGGAAUCUCAAGCCAAGAAGCACUGGCUGCUGGAGGAUGCAGCGCCGGAAGGCGACUCGGGUGGUUUUGCCCCUCGGGGAAGUCCAUUCCAAUCGUCGUUGAACGACGGAAAGCACAAGAACCGACCGAAAAAGAAUGGCCUGUUCCGUGGAAUCGGUCACAUGUUCCGAUUCGGCAAGCACCGUAAGGACGGCAUCGCACCCAUCAGUGACAACGUCCCAGCGGAUUACACGGCUGGUGGCUGGAAUGAAACAUCCGCUGGCUCUUCUUCGUCGGCUCAACAGAAAACUCAAACCCUCACUGUUAAGAGUGCCAGUUCCAAGAACAGUCAAACUAUUGGAGGAGGUCCGCUUCCAAACGGAACUAGUAGCGGAUCCAAAUCGAGGACCGGUUCGAUUGAGCGGUCUGCCAGUGCCGGUGUUGUUCUGAAUCAUCCUCCUCAGUAUCAACCUCCGCCACCUCCCCAGGGGCAGCAGGGUCACGGCCACCAAAACGGAGGAACCUCGAUCCACCACACGGAUGUGUUCAACCAUCGGUAUUCGCACUACGUCAACUACGAGGAGCUGCAACAGCAGAUCAGUAACCGACUAACGCUGGGCUCGCGGUCCUCGUCCUAUGGUAAUCUUGCUAGCUCUGGUGGUAGUUCCGCUAACCAUAUCUAUGCUCUAAUAAGCCACAACCUUAACAAUAACGCUACCACGAAAAGCACCGGCUGCUACCGUACUACUACUGUUAGUCCUAAUAACCCCGCUAAUCAAACCGCCGCUGUUCCGGCCGCCGUCACAGUCUUAGCCUCGAGUCGACCCCGGUCGAUUUCGCCCCCCACAACAACAGUGGUCCGCAGGGUCACUCCAUCACCAGUCCCACUAGCAUCGGACAUAAGGCCGGAUCUACUGCAAACCACCGAGCUGCUGGCGGCGGCAGGUUUGCUUACUUCCAACAACGUUCACCGACGGCCACGCCUCGUAACUCCGGCCCCGGAAGCCGAGGAAAACACCAACUACCAUCCGCGGCAGCUAAGCAGCGACUACUGUCGGUAUGUGAGCCGAACGCUUGGACCAGCACCGCCAACAACGGACACCAUCCACCAGCGCCGGGGUACGGGUUCGUUAUUCCUUCAGCCGGAACUAAUGGACGCCGGUGUGCCUACCAUCAUCACCACCAGCAGCAGCUAUACCAUCAACAUCAGCGGCAAAAGUACCACCAACACCGGCAACGGUGCGAGCAGCAGCAGCAGCAGCAGUACCAGCAACAGUGGACCUAGUAGUGGUCCACCUGUUCCGGUGGAUUCCGUCCUGUCGGAAUCCAUACUGGAGCAGAUGCGGCAACAGGUGCGCCGGCAGCGGGAAAAGGUUGAGGAGGAAAGUCGACGACAUCACCAUUAUCAUUCCCAAAGAUCAGCUCGCAACACACCCCCGGUGGACCUUAGCAGUUUGCAGCAUCAUCAGCAACAGUUGGCUCAGCAGCAACAGCUCAAGUUGAAACAAGGCCGGCCCGUAUCCAGUUAUUACGACGGGGCGGGUGCACCGACUUACGAAAUCAUUCAGCACAAUGGCCUCGGGGGAUCGCAGCGGAAGUCCAGUCAACCUUCUUCGCCCUCCAAACAGCUGCAACAACAACAGCAGCAACAGAUCAAUGGCAACAGCAACAGCAACAACAACUGGAACGGGACGAUCUCAUCGACCGGAAGUGGGGGCAGCGGAAGCACCGGAGGACCUCCACCCGGCUACCAUCAUCAGCCUCCUAGUGGGCAUGGUUCGAUCCGCAGCCGGGGCCCAUUUGUGACCCAGGUCCAAAUCCAGAACCCGCUGCCCUAUCAAUGAUCCGAAGCCUAACUGAAGGCGCUUUUGGAUAUCUCAAACGGUUUUGUUCAAUCACCCCUGAAUUGGUUAAAUUAUUAGGCAUCAGGCAAACCAAACUGUUCAGUCUCGAGUUCUCGAUCCGUCAAAAUGAUGUUUUAAAUCAUUUGUUUCUUUCGUUACCAUUUACGUUACGAAUUAUUAGGCUCUAGUUACGCGGAACCGUUACGUUAAGUAAGAAGUAUUUAGCAGGUUAUAUUUACAGUUUUCAUAUCAUGUCAUAGUCCGUAUCAUCAACAAGCUUGUAUAAUUAUUUACUUUUUUUUUACCAAACUGACCACCUUGAAAUGUUUCUAAGCUUCUACUUACUAUUUCAUUAGUUUUUUAUCCACUUUUUUUACUUCUAAACGAAUCAUUUCAAAAGACUCAUAAUAAAUCGCUUUCAUGUAUGUGUGAGUAAAGUCUCUAUUGUAAAUUAUUAUAAUUUAACAUUCGAACAAAAAAAACAAUAAAGCAUCGAACCGCAUCCCGUUAAAAAAAAUCGAAUAAAUCGCGCUGUGUAAAUAAUUCAAAGCCUGAAACAAACAUAGGAAGAAACAUUUUUUUUUCGGUUCCAAAUCUCCGCUAGUUAAAUUUAAAAGAAUAAAAAAAUCGUGUAAAUAAUACCUUUAAAUAAACCUAAAUAUUGUAGGGAAUAAACUAAUAAGAAAAAAAAUCCUUCCAUUUAUAUUAAAAAAAAAGUAAGUUGAUCUUCAUUGAUGUUUAUCUUUAUUGAAAACAAGAGAGAAAAAUAAACUAUCGGAAAACACAACCGUUCCCGGAAGGUUUUGGUGCAACCGGUUAAAAAUUGCACCACGUUUAAAUUAAAAUCAAUAUUAAUAGUUAUUAUAUUAAAGAGAGAUAAAAAAUAAAAGAAAGAGCUGUACUUACUUAGGUUUAGAGGCAGAAAAAAACUAAUACUGAUUGAGUCCGAAAAUCGGUGAUCAAUAUGAGAAAAAAAAACUUAAAAGUUCUCAACCGAAUUCCAUUUGUUAAGUAUCGGAUGUUAAAGUUUUAAGGCUUUGUACUUAUACUUACUCAAAAAGCGAAAAAGAAACAAAAAACCGCGUUGGUAUUUCCGAUCAAGAGUAGAUAUCAUUGUGUAAAAUAUAUUCCAAAACUAAAAAGAUUACAACAA